Serendipita indica DSM 11827 is the source of this 396-nucleotide messenger RNA. The record is from the annotation of a GenBank genome assembly. NCBI's taxonomy places the organism in Eukaryota, Fungi, Basidiomycota, Agaricomycetes, Sebacinales, Serendipitaceae.
AUGGCUCUACAACACUUACCACCACCGUCUCAGCGUGUUAUCUCCUCUCUUGCGAUACCCUCGUAUUUCAUCCAAGUCCCUCUCGCGCUCAUCACCAAUGCGCGGAAUGGAGGUGACAUUGCAGUCUGGCCCGAAUCGACCGAAGCAGAUGCAGAUGGCGAGCGCUCUUGGAAGGCCACCAUCGGAGGGUUAACCAUCUACAUUCGCUCGCAGCCGGUUCCUUUGGAUAGAGGGUCCACCUACGCCGUCUCGCCGGUCAAUAAAGAGGAAAUAUCGAUCCCACCUUCGCUCAUGGGCAUGAAUAUCCUCCAUCCAGAACCGACAGGUCCCAGUAUUCCGGCUAUGGAAACAUCUUUCGGUGUUGAGCACCAAGGCAUACCCGUUCUGCUUUUAUAA